AUGGGCGGGAAGAACAAGCAGAGGACCAAGGGGAACUUGAGGCCUUCAAACAGUGGCCGAGCUGCCGAACUCCUUGCCAAGGAACAGGGAACGGUGCCUGGAUUUAUUGGUUUUGGAACAUUUCACAGUGACCUAGGCUAUGUUCCUGCUAUUCAAGGAGCUGAAGAAAUAGACAGUCUUGUGGAUUCUGAUUUCCGAAUGGUGCUGCGGAAACUUUCUAAGAAAGAUGUCACAACAAAACUAAAAGCAAGUUUUGCUAUGCAGGAAUUUGGAACUAUGUGUACAGAGAGAGAUACAGAAGUUGUAAAAGGAGUUCUUCCAUACUGGCCGAGAAUUUUCUGCAAAAUUUCGCUUGAUCAUGACCGCCGGGUUCGAGAAGCCACACAGCAAGCUUUUGAAAAACUUAUCCUUAAAGUAAAGAAACACUUGGCUCCUUAUUUAAAAAGUUUAAUGGGUUAUUGGCUGAUGGCUCAGUGUGAUACUUACACACCAGCUGCCUCUGCAGCAAAAGAUGCCUUUGAAGCAGCUUUCCCUCCGAGCAAGCAACCUGAAGCCAUAGCAUUUUGUAAGGAUGAAAUCACAAGCGUGCUACAGGAUCAUCUUAUCAAAGAAACACCUGAUACCCUCAGUGACCCACAAACUGUUCCAGAGGAAGAGAGAGAUGCUAAAUUCUAUCGAGUCGUAACUUGUUCCUUAUUGGCAUUAAAGAAAUUGCUUUGCCUGUUAUCUGAUAAUGAGCUUGACUCUCUGGAGGAGAAAUUUAAAUCUCUUUUAUCACAGAAUAAGUUUUGGAAGUAUGGAAAACACAGUAUACCUCAGAUCCGCUCAGCCUAUUUUGAGUUAGUUUCUGCUUUGUGCCAGCGUAUUCCACACUUGAUGAAAGAUGAAGCAUCCAAAGUGAGCCCGUCCGUUCUUCUUAGCAUUGAUGACAGUGAUCCCAUUGUAUGCCCUGCUCUCUGGGAAGCUGUACUUUAUACACUUACAACUGUUGAGGACUGUUGGCUUCAUGUAAAUGCAAAAAAAAGUGUGUUUCCCAAGCUGUCAGCUGUGGUUCGUGAAGGAGGUCGGGGUCUGGCUACUGUGAUAUAUCCUUACCUUCUGCCCUUCAUCAGCAAACUCCCUCAGUCCAUUACAGAUCCAAAGUUGGAUUUCUUCAAGAAUUUCCUCACCUCGCUAGUUGCAGGGCUAUCAACAGAAAGAACCAAAACCAGCUUUUCAGAGUGCUCAGCAGUGAUAUCUGCUUUUUUUGAAUGCUUACGUUUUAUAAUGCAACAAAACUUAGGGGAGGAAGAGAUAGAAGAGAUGCUCAUCAAUGAUCAGUUGAUUCCUUUUAUUGAUGCAGUUCUCAAAGACCCAAAGUUGCAAGAUGGGCAGCUAUUUAACCAUUUGGCAGAAACUUUAAGUUCCUGGGAAGCCAGAGCCGAUUUGGAAAAAGAUUAUAAAACAGCCCGCAACUUGGAGAAAGUGCUGCUGAAUUUCUGGGAAAGACUAUCAGAGAUCUGUGUUGAGAAAAUCAAUGAGCCAGAAGCCGAUGUUAAGUCAGUUUUGGGUGUUUCUCAUCUAUUGCAGGUGCUUCAAAAGCCCAAGAGCUCCUUGAAGUUAAAUAAAAAAAAAGUUGGUAAGGUUAGGUUUGCUGAUGAGAUGCCGGAAAAGAAUAAGGAGAAUGAAAAAUGUGUCUCCUCAGAGGGAGAGAACAGUGAAGGCUCUGAGUUAAUGGCUGAACCUGCUGUCUCUCCGAGUUGCUCCGACCUUAUAUCCCCGCUGAGGAAAAAACCUUUGGAAGACUUAGUCUGUAAACUGGCAGAGAUGAGCAUUAAUUACAUCAAUGAACAAAAGUCGGAGCAGCAUCUCAGGUUUCUUUCCACCCUGCUCAGCUCGUUCUCCUCAAGCCAAGUGUUUAAAGUGCUGAUCAGUGAUGAAAAACAGGGCACUGUCAAAGACAAGCCUCUUGAAAUAGCCAAGCUUGUACAAAAAAAUCCCGCGGUACAGUUUCUGUACCAGAAAAUAACCGGUUGGUUAACUAAAGAUCAAAGGAAGGAUGCCGGUUUCCUGGUGGACAUUCUGUACAGUGCCCUCUGUUGCUGUGAUAGUAAUGUGGAAAGAAAAGCGAUUCUGGAUGAUCUUACUGAGGUGGAGCUGAAAUGGAACUCUGUUCUUCAGAUCAUUGAAAAGGCAUGCUCUAGUUCAGAUAAUCAUGCUUUAGUAACGCUGUGGCUCAAAGGAGAUAUCCUUGGAGAGAAAUUGGUAACCUUGGCAGAGCACCUUUGUAACAAAGACUUGGAAUCCACAGUAUCUUCUGAACCUUACUUCUCAGAAAGAUGGACUCUUUUAAGCUUGGUGUUAUCCCAACAUGUUAAAAAUGAUUACUUGAUUGGAGAAGUUUAUGUUGAAAGAAUUAUUGUUAAACUUCAUGAAACUUUAUCCAAAGCAAAGAAAUUGUCAGAAGCUGAAAAUAAUGACUCAUCAAUGUCUUUUAUCUGUGAUGUGGCCUAUAACUACUUCAGCUCAGCGAAAGGAUGCUUGCUAAUGCCAUCAUCUGAAGAUUUAUUAUUAACUCUCUUUCAGUUAUGUGCUGAGAGCAAAGAAAAAACACAUUUGCCAGACUUUAUCAUCAGUAAGCUGAAAAAUACUUGGCUCUCUGGUGUGAAUUUAUUGGUUCAUCGAACUGGUGACACAUAUAAACAGAGCACCUUCCUACGUUUAUCUGCUCUGUGGCUGAAGAACCGAGUUCAGUCUUCGACUUUGGAUGUCACAAGUCUUCAGGUGCUUUUGUCUGCUGUUGAUGAUUUGCUAAAUGCUCUUCUAGAGAGUAAAGAUGCUAAUCUCCUGGGAGUUUAUAUUGGAAGUGUAAUGCCAGACAACAGCGAAUGGGAAAAAAUGAGACAGUCUCUUCCCGUACAGUGGUUGCAUAGGCCUCUUUUAGAAGGAAGAUUAAGUUUGAAUUAUGAGGGUUUCAAAACAGAUUUUAAAGAGCAAGAUACAAAGAAACUUCCCAGCCAUUUGUGUACUUCAGCAUUAUUGAGCAAAAUGGUAUUAGUUGCACUGAAAAAGGAAACAGUCCUAGAAAAUAAUGAACUUGAGAAAAUAAUUGCAGAACUGCUCUAUUCAUUGCAGUGGUAUGAAGAAUUAGACAAUCCACCUGUUUUUCUAACUGGAUUUUGUGAAAUGCUUCAGAAAAUGAAUAUCACAUAUGAUAACUUAUGUGGACUUGGUAAUACUUCUGGCCUUCUGCAGCUGUUAUUUGACAGAUCCAGGAAAAACGGCACCCUUUGGUCUCUUAUUAUUGCUAAGUUGAUCCUUUCCCGAAGUAUUUCAUCUGAUGAAGUAAAACAACAUUAUAGGAGAAAAGAAGGCUUUUUUCCGCUAACAGAAGGUAAUAUGCAUACUAUUCAAAGUCUCUGUCCAUUUUUGUCAAAAGAAGACAAGAAAGAAUUCAUUGCUCAGUGUAUACCUGCCCUUUUGUCCUGGGCCAAGGAAGAUGUUUGCCGUAUCAAUGGAGGUUUUGGACAUCUUGCCAUUUUCAAUUCUUGUCUACAGACCAAAAGUAUAGAUGAUGGAGAGCUAUUACAUGGUCUAUUAAAAAUUCUGAUAACUUGGAAAAAAGAUCACGAAGAUAUUUUUCUUUUCAGUUGUAACCUGUCAGAAGUGAGUCCAGAGAUACUGGCUGUAAACAUAGAGAUAAUCCGUUUCCUUUCCCUGUUUCUGAAAUACUGCUCAUCUCCUCUGGCAGAGCACGAAUGGGACUUCAUCAUGUGCUCCAUGUUGGCUUGGCUGGAGACAACAAAUGAGAAUCAGGCGCUGUAUUCCGUUCCACUGGUACAACUGUUUGCCUGUGUCAGCUGUGAUCUGGCCUGUGAACUCAGUGCUUUUUUUGAUUCCACAACUCUGGGCACCAAUGGCAGCCUUCCUGUCAAUCUGAUCAGUGAAUGGAAAGAGUUUUUUUCUCCUGGCAUCCACAGUCUGCUUUUACCUCUUUUGGUGACCGCUACAGGAGAAAACAGAGAUACAUCUGAAACAUCAUUUCAGAAUGCAAUGCUGAAGCCCAUGUGUGAAACAUUAACUUAUAUCCCAAAGGAUCAGCUCUUGAGUCAGAAACUCCCUGCAAGAUUGAUUGCUGGUCAGAAAACAAACUUGCCAGAAUACCUCCAGACUUUGUUAAAUACAUUAGCCCCAUUACUCCUUUACAGAGCUCGGCCUGUGCAAAUUGCUGUCUAUCAUAUGCUAUACAAAUUGAUGCCUGAAUUCCCACAAUAUGAUCAAGAUAAUCUAAAGUCAUAUGGAGAUGAAGAAGAAGAACCAGCCUUGUCGCCACCGGCUGCACUGAUGUCUCUUCUUAGCACUCAAGAGGACUUACUAGAAAAUGUUUUGGGCUGUGUUCCUGUUGGACAGAUAGUUACUGUCAAGCCACUGAGUGAAGACUUCUGUUAUGUUCUGGGGUACCUCCUCACUUGGAAAUUAAUACUUACUUUCUUCAAAGCUGCUUCAUCUCAGCUUCGAGCUCUGUAUUCAAUGUACCUUCGAAAAACAAAAAGUUUGAAUAAAUUGCUUUAUCACCUGUUCAGGCUUAUGCCAGAAAAUCCAGCCUUUGCAGAGACAGCUGUUGAGCUCUCCAAUAAGGACCCUCGAACUUUCUUUACGGAAGAGCUCCAGUUGUGUAUUAGAGACACCUCAGCUCUCCCCUACCAUAUUCCACACUUGGCUUGUUCAGUCUAUCACAUGACAUUAAAAGACUUGCCAGCCAUGGUUAGGCUGUGGUGGAACAGUAGUGAGAAGCGUGUUUUCAACAUCGUAGAUAGAUUUACCAGCAAGUACGUUAGCAGUGUUCUUUCUUUUCAAGAAAUAUCUUCUGUGCAAACAAGUACACAGCUAUUUAACGGCAUGACGGUGAAAGCUCGAGCUACUACUCGAGAAGUCAUGGCCACUUACAGUAUUGAGGAUAUAGUGAUUGAGCUUAUAAUACAGCUGCCUUCAAAUUAUCCAUUGGGCUCAAUAACAGUGGAAAGUGGGAAAAGAGUUGGAGUGGCCGUGCAGCAGUGGCGAAACUGGAUGCUUCAGCUAAGCACUUACCUGACCCAUCAAAAUGGGAGUAUUAUGGAAGGCUUAGCAUUAUGGAAAAAUAAUGUAGACAAACGUUUUGAGGGUGUUGAAGAUUGCAUGAUUUGUUUCUCAGUCAUUCACGGUUUCAACUAUUCUCUUCCCAAAAAAGCCUGUAGAACAUGCAAAAAAAAGUUCCAUUCAGCCUGUUUGUACAAAUGGUUUACAUCUAGCAACAAAUCCACUUGUCCACUCUGUCGCGAGACCUUUUUCUGA
Rangifer tarandus platyrhynchus (Svalbard reindeer) is the source of this 5310-nucleotide messenger RNA. NCBI's taxonomy places the organism in Eukaryota, Metazoa, Chordata, Mammalia, Artiodactyla, Cervidae. The record is from the annotation of a GenBank genome assembly.